Molecule: messenger RNA, 504 nt
Organism: Heterotrigona itama
Lineage: Eukaryota; Metazoa; Arthropoda; Insecta; Hymenoptera; Apidae
Source: the annotation of a GenBank genome assembly
CAGCCGAACGUCAAGUUAUUCAUUUACCAAGGUGGUCGGCAGAGCAACGACGAGGCUAUCCACUUCGCAGUGCCAGUUCUUGGGUUCGCGAUUUUCGGCGAUCAAGAUUAUCAAGUAGGCAGAAUGGAAGCUCUGGGCAUUGGCAAACGUUUGGAAAUUACAACUGUCACGAAAGACGAACUUGAAAGUAGUGUCAUCGAGCUCAUAACUAACAAAAAGUAUAAAGAGAGAAUAACUAACAUCCGGAACAUUAUAGAAGAUACACCCUACGAUUUAGUGAAAAAUCUCGCUUGGUGGACGGAACGUGCGAUAAAUACGAAGAAUGUGCCUCAUCUUCGCUCAACUCUGAUUUACCAACCUUGGUAUCAACAUUGCGACUGGGACAUCAUAGGAUUCUUGACGAUCGUAGCUUUCCUGAUCGUUUCGAGCACGCUUGUUCUAAUUGCCAAGCUCGCAGUUUACCUACAUAAGCAAAUCUCUCAGUCACGAAAACUGAAAGCGAAU